Polypterus senegalus (gray bichir) is the source of this 1050-nucleotide messenger RNA. RefSeq names its product RAB, member of RAS oncogene family-like 3 (gene rabl3). Gene Ontology annotation, molecular function: GTPase activity. Gene Ontology annotation, biological process: intracellular protein transport. Gene Ontology annotation, cellular component: endomembrane system. The record is from RefSeq and is a predicted model, not a curated record. The transcript is spliced from 8 exons. NCBI's taxonomy places the organism in Eukaryota, Metazoa, Chordata, Cladistia, Polypteriformes, Polypteridae. Bases 36 to 746 code for a protein of 236 amino acids.
ACUUCCGAAAUGGAUCAGGCGUUUUAAGAAAAAGAAUGGCUUCGCUUGACAGAGUGAAAGUGCUGGUGUUAGGCGAUUCUGGUGUUGGAAAAUCCUCUCUGGUCCACUUACUGUGUCAGAAUCAAGUUUUGGGCAACCCCUCCUGGACUGUUGGCUGUUCUGUUGAUGUCCGCGCUCAUGAUUACAAAGAGGGAACCCCAGAAGAGAAGACAUACUACAUUGAGUUGUGGGAUAUCGGAGGAUCUGUCGGCAGCAGCAGCAGUGUGAAAAGCACCCGGGCCGUGUUUUAUCACUCAGUAAAUGGUAUUAUUUUGGUUCAUGACUUAACAAAUAAAAAAUCUUCGCAGAACUUGACACGCUGGUCACUUGAAGUAUUAAAUAAAGACUCCUCCCCGACAAGGGUUAUCGUCACCAAUGGUGACUAUGACAGGGAGCAGUUUGCUGACAACCAGAUCCCUCUACUGGUGAUUGGUACCAAAGUUGACCAGAUUCCAGAAAAUAAACGGAAUGAGGUGUUGACAAGGACAGCUUUCCUGGCAGAAGAUUUUAAUGCUGAAGAAAUUAAUCUGGACUGUACAAACCCCAGAUAUUUAGCUGCAGGUUCAUCAAAUGCUGUCAAGCUGAGCAAGUUUUUUGAUAAGGUAAUUGAAAAACGGUACUUCACCAGAGAUGGAAACCAGAUGCCCGGAUUUUCAGACAGAAAGCGUUUUGGAGCAGGAAACUUCAAAAGUCUACAUUAUGACUAAAGACUGCGAUGGAUGUUCUGAAGAGGGCUGGACGCUGGCAGUUUCCAUUUUCAUAAAACAUUUGCACUAUAUUUCUAAUAGAGUCCAUGUAGGACCUCACAGGUAAAGAAGUGUAACGUGUGUGUCGUCAUGCUGUCGUUAUCUGUUUCUCGGAUAUCUCGAGCUGUGUUCCCGUCCUUACCUUCGACAGGCCUCACUUUUGAACAAACUUGUGAACUUUUACUUCUUAAAACGAUUAACUACUUGAAUGAAAAUAUAUAAGAUAUUUGCAAAUAAAAUUUUUAUUUAUGUUUGCGUCUUUGUA